Liolophura sinensis is the source of this 1833-nucleotide messenger RNA. Its product is annotated as beta-1,3-galactosyltransferase 1-like. The transcript has 2 exons. Bases 535 to 1824 code for a protein of 429 amino acids. NCBI's taxonomy places the organism in Eukaryota, Metazoa, Mollusca, Polyplacophora, Chitonida, Chitonidae. Gene Ontology annotation, molecular function: hexosyltransferase activity. Gene Ontology annotation, biological process: protein O-linked glycosylation. The record is from RefSeq and is a predicted model, not a curated record. Gene Ontology annotation, cellular component: Golgi membrane.
CCUAUAUAUUGUCAAAUAUCUCGUCAUCCGACGUCACGGAUUAUCGAACUAUAGUUUGUGGAAUGUUGUUGUUUGGAGGUGGUGAGAACACCUCACCACCUCACUACGGUGGUAGACAACAGAGAGUUGUAGAUCGCAUUACUCUUAUCAGUCCGUCUUGUCGCUGAUAAGUAUCGGUGUUAGGCACGCGAGGGCGUUGUAUACCGAUGCUGAUCCGGUUAAGUCAAAAUACGUGGGCUCGUUAAACACAAACACAGGUUGUCCGUCUUUACAGUUGUUGUCUUCUGGAUUACUCUGUUUUGGAUCACUGAUUAGGGACUACGAUAUGAUUUCCUUCGACUCCUUCUGUCGACAAAAAAACUGGCCAAACCGGAAGCUGAUGGUGAGUUGUGCAGACGGUAUAUCAAGCAGAGGCUGGUGAGUCUUGUUCCGGAGUGACGCCACGUCAUGUGACAGUGCCCUGACUGAUGUUUGGGGAUUAAAGUUAGAAAGUGACACCGGGAAGUCGGCCUGGGUGUCGGUUUCGGUGUCAGUAUGGCGGAACGGUGUCGUUACGACCGACUGAAGGGUCUAGAGAGGACGUUCACUAUGAUAAUCCUGCUGGGUUGUUUGGUGUCGCUAUAUCUCUCUACAAUUUCCAGCCCUGCCUCCACACGGCUGACCGUCAUGGGUACAGGAUACAUUGUCCGCGCAAGCAAAGGCGAGACCAGGAAUGGCGUCUUCGGACAAAUAUUCGGGUCCCACCGUCAUCGCAAUAUAUUUCAAGAAAAUAAUCGCAUGUCUUAUAAAGGCUCUGAAUUGCAGGAGAGAUUGUUCAGCAGAUCAAGCGAAGCCAGCUUGACGACUAUAGCAACGGACGACACGGAUCAGUGGUUCAGACCGCUUUCCGCCAAAUCAAGAGAGCUGAGCUGGAAGCACGAGGUUCACCCUCACUUUAGAGACUUCAUUAUCUCCAGUAAAUCUGUCUGCAAGGACCAAAGAGUGGACAUAUUAGUUUACGUCCAUAGUGCGACCAGAAACUUUCAACGCCGUCGUAUCUUGAGAGAAACAUGGGCGAAUAAAUUCAUUUUUAAGAACAUAACAAUGAGAACAGUCUUCAUGUUGGGCCGCACACAUGAUUUUAUGGAGCAAAUGAAAAUCAAAAACGAAAAUUUGGUCUAUGGUGAUAUUGUGCAAGGAGAUUUUCUUGACACUCACCAGAAUUUGACCGUCAAAGCCAUCAUGGUGACCCGAUGGAUCGCGGAGUACUGUGCACAUGCGCGGUAUGUCAUUAAAGCGGACGACGACAUAUUUGUGAACAUUUUCUUAUUUGUUGAAAAAAUAACAUCAACUAUGUCGAGUCGCCCGAAAACUAUUGCAUGUCAUUUGAAGAAGAACGGAAGUACCCCUAUAGUUAGAGACCAAAGAAGUCAGUGGUACGUUUCCAAGGAGUUAUUACCAGGAAAGAGGACCUACCCUCAGUUUUGUCCGGGCUACGCUUUAAUGUUCACGGGCGAUUUGGCUCCCAUCAUGUACACAGCGUCUUUCACCAGCACAUACAUUCCCAUUGACGAUGUCUACAUGUUCGGACUUCUGCUGGAAAAAGAGAAGGAUAUCACCUUCAUUAACGUGCAAUCUAACUUCACUCUGAACCAGAAACUAGCUCUGGAUGAAUACACCGGCAACAAGCCGAUAACUCAUGUCGCUUCAAACGCUUGGGAAUCCGGUGCCAUGGAGAAGUUCUGGUUUUCUGCCUUAGAAAGAUUAAGCCCGUGGGCUUUGAAACACUCCAGUUAUGCAACACUUGAGAAGCGCAUACAUUUAUUGAAUGCUUCUAUUGUAUAACCUUGUAGA